Molecule: messenger RNA, 2799 nt
Organism: Cyprinodon variegatus (sheepshead minnow)
Lineage: Eukaryota; Metazoa; Chordata; Actinopteri; Cyprinodontiformes; Cyprinodontidae
Product: inactive tyrosine-protein kinase 7-like
Exons: 17
Biological process (GO): protein phosphorylation; synapse organization; homophilic cell-cell adhesion
Cellular component (GO): plasma membrane; axon; neuronal cell body
Molecular function (GO): axon guidance receptor activity; protein kinase activity; ATP binding
Source: RefSeq, a predicted model, not a curated record
UUCUUUCUUUUUUUUAGUUCUGUCCAUUCAGGCCAUUUCAUUCCAGUUCACCAAGGAGCCCAAGUCCCAGGAUGCUUUGCACGGCCGCAGCGCCAUGCUGCGCUGCGAAGUCAGCGAUCCGGCCAACAUCACGUACAUUUGGUUUAAAGACGACAGCCGUCUGAAAAACACAGAGAGGCGCUUUCAAGAGGGGAGCAACCUUAAGUUCAUCUCGGUGGAUCGACAGCUGGACGCAGGAAACUUCAGCUGCCGGGCGUCAAAUUCUGCUACUGGAGAACUUCUGUUGUCCACCACGGCCUCCUUCAAUAUUAAAUGGCUGGAAAGCGGUGGUGUGACUUUGAAGGAGCCGGUUUCUGAUGGGGAAAUUGAGAGCUCUACCACGGUCACAUUACGCUGCCACAUCGAUGGACACCCACGGCCAACCUGCCAGUGGUUCAAAGAUGGAGUGAAGCUGACUGAAAGCAGCCAUCAGAUCAACAACAAAGAGAGAACUCUGACCAUUCAGAGCGCCAGUCUGGACGACAGCGGCCUUUACUACUGCUGUGCCAAAAACGCAGCUGGACACGUCUGCAGCAACCACAACUUCACCCUCACUAUCAUAGACAGUAGCAUCCCGAGGGCGGUGGUCACCCCCGAGGACCAGGUGGUUAUGAGGAACGAUGAGGCCAUGUUCCACUGUCAGUUUACCGCCGAGCCCGUACCCACGCUGGAGUGGUACCAUGGAAACGAGCUGCUGAUUAACAAGUCCCGGGUGUUCCUGCUGUCCAAUGGGAGUUUGCUGAUCACACAAGUCAAGCCCAGGAACGUAGGAGACUACAAGUGUGUUGGCCGUGGCAUCACAGGAUCUAAGGUCACGCUGACGGCUUCUCUCCUAAUAGCCGAAAUCGGAGACAUGUCGCCAAAGAUGUCGAAGGUGUUCGUCGCCGACACCGUUCAGCGUGUAAACUGUCACCCCCCACGAGGGAAGCCUGAACCCGAGGUUUGGUGGGAGAGGGAAGGUCAGAAGGUGCCUGAGGAGGGCCGGGUGCACCAGGAGGGCCAGGAUUUGGUCUUCAGUCCGACGGAAGAGGGAGAUUCAGGCGUCUAUACCUGUGUGGCCCAAAACAAGGCCGGGCGCAGGAUCAAGAACGUCACGUUUACCGUAGCUACUGCCCCAGUGUGGGUGUCUAAACCUCAGGACAGCAGUUUGGAAGAAGGUAAACCAGGUUACCUGCACUGUUAUGCUCAGGCCAACCCUGAACCUGAGGUCACCUGGUUCCGCAGCAGCUUAAUCAUUGUGCCAGAGGACACUCGUUUUAAAUUGUUUCCUAAUGGCACCCUGAGAAUCAACAACGUGGAGGUCUACGACGCUCACAUGUACGGCUGUGAAACCAAGAACCUAGGCGGCAGACUGAGUGGCUUAGCUAAAGUCACGGUGCUUGAGAAGCUGAAGUUCACACCCACCCCCCAGCCUUCCCAGUGCCUGGAGCUGGAUAAGGAGAUCAUCAUCCAGUGCUCCGCCAAGGGCAAAGAGGUCCCCACAAUCCGCUGGACCAAAGCAGAUGGAGGAGAGCUACCCCCGCACCUGGAUCAGAGGAACGGCCAGCUCCGCUUCGCCAAAGUCACUCGUAGCGACGCUGGCAACUACACCUGCAUUGCCUCCAACAGCCUGCAGGGGGAGAUCAGAGCCCUGGUCACCCUCACUGUGGCAGUGUACGUUCGCUUCAAGGUGGAGCCAGAGAACACCACUGUCUACCAGGGACACACUGCUGUUUUGCACUGCCAGGCCAGCGGGGAUCCUGAGCCUCACAUCCACUGGAUGGUGAAAGACAAGACCCUGGAUAUCACUAAGAACGGCAGAAUCCAGAAGAUGCCCAACGGCUCGCUGAUAAUAAGAGAAGUCACCACUGAGGACACGGGUCGCUACACAUGUGUGGCUGGGAACAGCUGCAGCAUCAAAGACCGUGUGGCUCAGCUCUACGUAGUGGACAAAUUAUUUCCCCUCCAUCACGAGGACAACGACGAUGACAAGGCUGCUUAUAAGAUGAUCCAAACCAUCGGGUUGUCCGUGGGGGCAGCGGUGGCCUACAUCAUUGUGGUGCUGGGACUCAUGUUCUACUGCAAAAAGAGACGCAACGCCAAGAGACUGCAGAAGAACCAGGAUGGAGAGGAGCCUGAGAUGGAGUGUCUUAAUGGAGGUGCUGUUCAGCAGAAUGGCCACACCACGGCUGAGAUCCAGGAGGAAGUGGCGCUCACCAACGUGGGUACCGUCACUGCAACCGAGAAGCGGCACAGCCACGCCAGCGAUAAGCUCCACUUCCCUCGUGCAAACCUCCAAACCAUCACAACACUUGGUAAAGGCGAGUUCGGCGAGGUGCUGCUGUCCAAAGCUAAAGGCAUUGAAGAAAAUGACGCUGAGACGGUGGUUCUGGUGAAGUGUCUGCAGUCCAGAGACGAGCAGCUGCAGAGCGACUUCAGACGUGAAGCUGAAAUGUUCGGCAAGCUGAACCACCCUAAUGUGGUUCGCCUGCUGGGCGUCUGCAGAGAGGCUGAGCCGCACUACAUGAUCCUGGAGUACUAUGACCUGGGUGAUCUAAAGCAGUUCCUAAAAAUAUCAAAAAGCAAAGACGAUAAAGCGAAGCCUCAGACAAUCAGCACCAAGACCAAGGUGUCCCUCUGUGCCCAGGUGGCUCGCGGCAUGGAGCAUCUGUCCAAUCACCGCUUUGUUCACAAGGACCUGGCUGCCAGAAACUGUCUGAUCAACAGUCAGAGGAGGGUCAAGGUGUCUUCGCUCAGCCUGAGCAAGGAUGUCUACAACAG